Molecule: messenger RNA, 2839 nt
Organism: Belonocnema kinseyi
Lineage: Eukaryota; Metazoa; Arthropoda; Insecta; Hymenoptera; Cynipidae
Product: sulfhydryl oxidase 1-like
Exons: 3
Coding region: 390-2330 (646 amino acids)
Biological process (GO): protein folding
Cellular component (GO): Golgi membrane
Molecular function (GO): protein disulfide isomerase activity; flavin-dependent sulfhydryl oxidase activity
Source: RefSeq, a predicted model, not a curated record
AGCCUAUCAAAAACAACCACAUAAAAACAGGUAAAUACAGAUUGAUACACAUUGAACAUAAAGAUAAGAUCAAGCGAUAAAGGCAAUAAUCGAAAAAGGCCGUUUUAUCUGUCAAGUUCAGGCCUAGACCUCUAACCUAAGUGACCUAGAGGGUAUCCCUCCCACUAGGGAGAAUUUAAGGAGAAAGUUUUGGUUGUGAUUAAGAAAAAAAAAACAGAUAAGGUGGUUCUUAAAAUGUUUAACAACCUCUUAUCACCUGAGUAGUGUCUAGGAAAAGAACUUCAAUCGCUUUAUUGUAGCGUGAACGUCAAAGAGGAAUAUACAUCCGAUGAGAAAAAAAUGACCAAUAAAUUAUAAAUUUUGAGGUUAUAAGAGCGACAGACACAAAAAUGAAAAGAUUUCGGCAUUUCGCGUAUUUCAUCGAGGCGUUUGUAUUAUAUUUGAUCGCAAUCGAAAAUGUAAGUCCAAAUGUCAUCGGAAAGAAGGAGAGCGAAAGCACUGGAAAUCUAGGAUUGUAUAAUGCGAGUGAUCAUGUAGUCAUUCUCAAUGCAACCAAUUUCAAAUCCAGUGUUUAUGGUAGCAAUUCCAGUUGGCUAGUCGAAUUUUAUAACAGCUGGUGUGGUCAUUGUCUUCGAUAUGCUCCAGUUUGGAAGGAUUUUUCACGGAAUAUUCUGGCUUGGCGAGAUGUGGUAAAAGUUUCAGCGAUCGAUUGCGCCGAUGACGAUAAUAAUCCGAUUUGCCGAGAGUACGAAGUCAUGUAUUAUCCAAUGUUGAGAUACUUUUCGGUGGAUUUAAAACAAGGGUCUCUGGGACUGGUAAUUGAAAAAGGAAAGGACGUAUCUACUAUGCGUCACAAUUUAGUCAAACAACUAGAAAUUGAACAGCAGGAGGGCCGAGGAUCUACUUGGCCUAAUAUUGUUCCUUAUAGGAAAAGUGAGCUUGAGAGCAUUUGGAAAGCAGUGAAAAGCGAGAUAAAAUACACAUUCCUCAUAUUCGAAACGCCAAACUCCUACGUGGGAUCCAGCGUAAUUUUAGACUUCCAGAAUGUCCAUGAUAUGCACAUACGAAGAGUAACUUCGGACAAUGAACUUCUCUGUGUGACAGCCAAAGUCACGAAAUUCCCCAGUCUUAUUCUCCUUCAACGAGAUGGUUCUCAAAAAUCUCUAGGCAUAAAAGCGCCGACGCGGGAAGGAGUUCGAAAAUCGAUUCAAGAAUACAUGAGCUCGGUGGGUAUUAAUAUCGAGAUGAUGGACACCAUGGAAGAAUAUCCCGAGGAUAAUUCGAAAGUAGGGGAAAAUGAUGAGAAGCAAGAGUCGGGAGGUUCGGAAAAUUUCCCAGAUAAAUUCGGCGAUGUUGUCUUCCAAUUGGAUUUGGAAAAGGCUCUCCGCUAUUCGAUAGCUCAUGAAAUUCCCCUCUCGAAGAUGAUUGACAGGGAGAAGCUGGUAGCGCUGAAGAAUUACUUGAGUGUCCUAGCCACCUACUUUCCGAUGCAACAAACUGGAGUCGUUUAUUUGUCCACUCUUCACGACAUUAUCAAAGAGAAGAGGAACAUAAGCGGCGCGGAUUUUCGACGACUCGUUGUCUCCACCGAGGAAGAAAUGUCGCCAGUUUAUUCCGGGAAUCUUGAGUGGAUUGGCUGCAAGGGCAGCUCGAAAAUCUACCGGGGAUAUCCCUGUGGCUUGUGGACAAUGUUUCACAUGUUGACGGUGAAUUUUGCUGUUCAGAGCUUCAAGGAAGUUGAGUACAAUCCGGCAAAAAUUUUGCGCGCAAUGUACGGAUAUAUUACGAAUUUUUUCGGUUGUGCCGAGUGCGCCCGGCAUUUCGCCGAGAUGGCCAACAGGAGUAAAAUAUUUGAAGUGAAGAAUGAAGAUGAUAAUAUUCUCUGGCUGUGGAGAGCGCACAAUGAAGUCAAUGAGAGAUUGGCGGGUGAUGCGACGGAAGAUCCGCAGCACAAGAAAAUCCAGUAUCCUGGGGCAAAGGAUUGUUCCGCGUGUCGAGACGAGAAUGGAAACUGGAAGGAGGACGCGGUUUUGUCGUACUUGAAGUCGAAGUAUAGAUACGAGGGGAUUAAUUUUUACAAGUCGAGCAUCAAGUCAAAGGAGGAGGCGGGUGGUCAUAAUGUGACGAAAAUUCGAAAGGAGAGACUAGUGUCUUCUAGUUUUAUGAGUUCGCGGAAACUUGGCUGGGAUUUUACCAUUUUUGAUAUCAGCAUUUGCGUCGUUUUGUAUGUCAUGUCGGCUACGAUUCUCAUUCUGGUUUGCAUUAAAUUCGCUGUUAAGCGAGGCUACAGAAAGAAACCUUAUGUACAUUCCUUUUUUGGCAGAGUUUAAGUCUCUGCAAGAGUUACAGUGGAAAUUAUUCUGGAAAGAGUUGAUUAAAAAUUCCUUUAUUGUACAAGGAAAUUGGCAGAAACUUCUAGUAUUAUGUGUCAAUGAUACUUGUGUUUCUGCACCUAAUACGAUAAUCAUGUUUGGUAAUUUAGGAGAAUUAUGAAACUUGGUGUCUUUUUAAUUUAAUGGCUCUUUCUGUACUAAUUUUUGUUAUUUAAUUUUUUUAAAUUCAAUUCUUCCUUGAGAAAAAUAUUCCAUAUUUCUAGAAGUGAAAAUUGCGAGUGACGACAUUUUAAGUCUAGAGUGAUUAUUGUAAAUAUAAUUUCGUGUAUAUAUUGUCAAUACUUUUAGUGAUAUUUUAACUGUGCAUAUGAAUAAUUGAAUGUACUUUUUAGUAGGAACGAAUGUGCAUGAACGAAUUUUUUCGAAAUAGUUUUUAAUCUCAUGAGUCUGGGAAGCUCUUCCUUAAUGUUAUCAUUUGCAAUAAAUAAAUCUUUUAGAUUGAAAAA